This is a messenger RNA of Dibothriocephalus latus, 366 nucleotides long. NCBI's taxonomy places the organism in Eukaryota, Metazoa, Platyhelminthes, Cestoda, Diphyllobothriidea, Diphyllobothriidae. The record is from the annotation of a GenBank genome assembly.
AUGGACCGACUACUUCUGGUGUCUGAGCUGCUUCAACUGUCUGAGCUGUUUCUGCUGCCGGAGCUGCUUCUGCUGCCUGAGGGACUUCUGGUUUCUGAGUCGCUUCUGGUGCUUGAGCUACUUCUGGUGUCUGAGCUGCUUCUGCUGCUGGAGCUGCUUCUGCUGCCGGAGCUUCUUCCGCUGCCGGAACUGCUUCUGUUGCCGGAGCUUCUUCCGCUGCCGGUGCUGCUUCUGCUGCCGGAGCUUCUUCCGCUGCCGGUGCUACUUCUGGUGUCUGAGCUACUUCUAGUGCUUGAGCUACUUCCAGUGUCUGAGCUGCUUCUGCUGCCAGAGCUUCUUCUGGGGCCUGAGCUGCUUCAGGUUUGA